CUUCACUUAGUCUAGGAAGCUCACUUCCACAAUGUGCAGCUGACCACACAUCCUGUAGUUAUCCCUUUUUAUUAUCACUUAACAACAUGGUUUACUUUGCUGGAUGGCUUGUAACAAGGUUUGUCAAGUUUCAUACAUGUCAAAACGUGACUCAGCAAUGUGAAUUGCAAAUCAAGAAUGCCACUUUUUCUGAUGAGAGCCAAGUGUUGUUGUAUUUGAGUGUGAAAGGAACGGCUGAAGGAGACUUUGGAAGCCUCUCAGUCCCUUCACCUUGCUUUGUUUCCUUCGUUCAAGCUUCUGAGAAGGUUUUUGUGGCGUCAGUUGACAGUCUUGUUUUAAAAGAAGGCGUUGGGAAGGCGUUGCGUAUCACUCUUUAUGAGAAGGUCGAAAAGCUGCUGACUCUCUGCAGCGAGGAUGUCUAUGAUGAUUUAUUUGCUUUGUUUGCAAGGGUGAGGCUUCAUUGGUUUGCCCGUAAAAAAAAUACUGAGCUCCUUGAUGCAGCUGUGAGACGCAAAACCAAGCAACAAGUCCAGAGGCUGUGCAGAUGAGGCAACACGUGCGUUAUGCCCGCAGUAAGUCCCUUUAGUUUGUCUUACGUGUUGCAUUCAAUGAUCGUGCUGGCAUACCGGAUUGUGCGAGUACAUACCUCUAAAUUAUCACACGCCUUGCCGAAACUGUCUCCUGCGAUGACCAAAUGAA
Messenger RNA from Ixodes scapularis (black-legged tick), 699 nucleotides. RefSeq lists its product as uncharacterized. The coding region runs from base 87 to 548 and encodes 153 amino acids. The record is from RefSeq and is a predicted model, not a curated record. NCBI's taxonomy places the organism in Eukaryota, Metazoa, Arthropoda, Arachnida, Ixodida, Ixodidae. The transcript has a single exon.